AAUCAAUUGGUCUACAAAGAGAUAUUCAGUACCAGGAAUUUUUACGUUACACCGAUAAGAAUGCAGAAAGUUAUGGACUCGUUCAAUAGUGCAACGAAACAACAAGUACUUCUUGGUGGUAUAGCGGCUUUAGGCUUAGCGUAUAUAAUCAGGAAUAUCAGGUCAGUCAUAUAUUAUCUAAGUGCCUAUUUAUCUGGAUUCUCUUUCUCCAUUGAAUCUGUAAACCUUUGAAUGAGGAUAAAUCUUUUUGCGCAUUCCUGUACUAUAUAAAAGAAUGCUUGUUUUCCCAUCUAUGACUGACCUAUAGUCAAUAAGUUAUUUGAUAAGGACAUAAAUUAAAAGUGAUUUAUCACUUUAGGCGCUAUCCUAUAUAUAAUUAUUUAUAAAUGGUCUAUAUUUAAAAAAACGAAGUUUUAAAAAGUAGAUAGACUCUGGGUUCGUUGAAACACCUAAUGAAGAAGAAAUGUUUUAAAGGAACGACUGUUUCAGAUCUAAAAGAAAGAGGAAAGAAUAUCCAAAGGAUGUUGUCAUUCUACAUCAGAUCGGAAGGGCACCUAAUUUGCCAAGUGCAUCCCCAUUUUCAAUAAAACUCGAAACUUUUCUACGAAUGGCUAAUAUCAAGUAUCAAAAUGAGAUGGACGCAUUUGUCAAUAGAUCUAAAGUUGGGAAAUUUCCCUGGAUCUCGUUUAAUGGCGAAGAAGUGGAAGAUUCACAAUUUUCUAUUGAUUACUUAAAAGAAAAAUUUAAGGUAGAUCUAAAUAAUGAUUAUUCAAGCGCCGAUAUUGCAGCUGGUAGAGCUGUAAGGCGUAUGCUGGAGGAGGGUACCUUUUGGAGUUUGGCUUUAUCUAGAACUAUAUAUAAUCUUGGAUCAGAAUACUUAAAAAAAAUGAAUAUUAAAUGGUGGCAAAUAUGGAUAAUUGGAAGGUUGAUCAAUAAGAGAGCUAAAGCUCAGGGUACUGGCCUACAUUCAAAGGAAAAGGUCAUAAAAGUAGGCUUAGACGAUCUGCGUACAAUUUCUCAUUUUCUUGGUAACAGUAAUAAAAAGUAUUUCCUUGGGGAAACUCCUAGCGAAGUGGAUGCAACUAUAUUUGGAUUUGUUACGCAAUUCAUAUAUACAUUUCCCGAUACUGAUUACGAUCGAGUCUCUAAGGAAAAAUUUAAAAAUCUGUACAGUUAUUGCGAUAGAAUGAGAGAGAAAUUCUGGCCUGAUUGGAAUGAAUGCAUUACUGAUAAACCUUAA
This is a messenger RNA of Dimorphilus gyrociliatus, 1240 nucleotides long. Lineage: Eukaryota; Metazoa; Annelida; Polychaeta; Dinophilidae. The record is from the annotation of a GenBank genome assembly.